Molecule: messenger RNA, 800 nt
Organism: Pseudopipra pipra
Lineage: Eukaryota; Metazoa; Chordata; Aves; Passeriformes; Pipridae
Gene: EFNA1
Product: ephrin A1
Exons: 5
Coding region: 38-664 (208 amino acids)
Biological process (GO): axon guidance; ephrin receptor signaling pathway
Cellular component (GO): plasma membrane
Molecular function (GO): ephrin receptor binding
Source: RefSeq, a predicted model, not a curated record
UGUGGGGCCGCCCGUGGAUCGCAGCACCCGCGGAGCGAUGGGGUGGCCGGGGGUGCCCCUGGCCCUGCUGGGGCUGUGCUGGGCGGCGAUGGCCGAGCGGCACACGGUGUUCUGGAACAGCUCCAACCCCCGGUUCCUGUGGAGUGACUACACGGUGGAGGUUCGGCUCAACGACUACCUGGACAUCAUCUGCCCCCACUACGAGGAGGGCAGCGUGGACCCCCGGGUCAUGGAGCGCUACACCCUGUACCUGGUGGAGCUCGAGGAGUUCCAGGCCUGCAAACCCAGCUCCAAGGAGCAGAUCCGCUGGGAAUGCAACAAGCCCAGCGCCCUGCACGGCCCCGAGAAGUUCUCGGAGAAGUUCCAGCGCUUCACGCCCUUCACACUGGGCAAGGAGUUCAGGGAGGGGCACAGCUACUACUACAUCUCCAAGCCCAUCCACCACCAUGGGGAGGCCUGCCUGAAGCUGAAGGUGACGGUCACCGGCAAAGGCACUCCGGCACCGCCUGUCCCAGCCUCGACACAGAAGGGGAGGAUCCAGGCAGACGACGCGGCCGCGCACGUGCUGAGGAGCGUGGGGCAGAACUCGGCCAUGCGCAGCAGCAGCCGCCCCUUCACCUUCAUCCUCCUCCUCCUGCCCCUCCUGCUGCCACGGGGGCUCUGAGCCGCCCCACGUGCCCGGAGUCGCCGAGGUUGGGGACCCCCAUGUCCCCACACGCCUGCCCCGCGUGCAGGCGGGCCGGGAAAGGAUUUGUCAGUAUUAUGGGACUGAAGGGCCCGAAGCCGUCGGAGCAGCCCCG